AUGCUAGGAAGCACCGUGGCCGGCGGAAAGGCCGGCACGGAGGAGAAAGCCGCGUAUCAGUGGAAAAAAUACGGACAGAAAUUUCUCGUCUCGCAGAACGCCAAAAGGUUCUACUAUCACUGCGCGGAGCGCGACACCACCGGCUGUCCCGCGAAGCUCAUAAUCGACAAGGUCCCGAAGAAGAAAAGCAAGAACGGCCGACGUUCGGGACUUCAAGACUUGGUGGCGCGGGAAGUUCCAGAAGGAUCCGCCGCGCGACGGCCGCCGAUUAAUGGAGCCGUCGUUGGGGCCGAUCGUGAGUCCGGCUCGCCGCGAGCCGCGGUCGCUGAUGGGGGGGAGAAGGAGGAAGAGGAAGACGAUUCCAGUUUCGGAUGGGAGGAGAAUCGCGAGAUUCUCGACGCGCUUCCCGUGCUCGAGCGGCGCGUGGAUCGCACGCUCACCCCGCGCCGCUUCUGGUGCCGCAACCGGCACAACCACCUUCCGCCGCCGCAGCAGCCGCUCCACAUGGUUGUCUCCGCCGCCGCCGUCGCGCAGCCCCGCAUGUACGUCACGGCGGCGAGCGCGGGCGCGGCUAUUGCUACCGCCGCCGCCACGGUGCUUCCGCCGGCGCCGGCGGGUAUCAUGACCUUUCCGCCCGCUGCGGCGCUUACCCCGACGGUCGCGCGGACGGCCUCGUCCACCAGCGGCGCCGCUUCCGCCGCUGAAACUCCGCGCCGCCCGUUGACCCCGAAUCUGGCGGACUGGCCGUUUCCGCCCAAGUCACGCAGCCAACCGAUGGCGGGUGGAGAGGAGCGCGGAUCUCCGCCAUGCGCGCAGCCGAGUCGGAAACGGCCACGGAGCCCGGCGCGUGCGGCGGACGAUCAUCACAAGAUCAGUACUACGGACGCCGCCGCCGGCACGGGGUGGGAUCACGGCAGCGCCAUGAUGACCCGCCGCCACCGGCGGAGCGGCAAUGAUUAUCAAGUGUUGUCUGUCAAACGCGGCGAUCCCGCGUUGCUCUUUGUCCCGCCGCCGCCCGUCGCGCCCGCUCCGCCCAUCGUCCAAUAUUUAUUCCCGCACGUGGGCGCAUUCAGUGCGACGUCGACCCUUGAAGCCCCUCUACUCUCCGCGGUCCUGGAGUCGCUUUGUCCGACCGCCGCUACCGCCGCUACGACUGCUACUACAGCUGCCGCUGCUGCCGCCGCCGCUGCUGGCGCUCCCGCUGACCCUCGCGCAGCGUCUCAAAACCCUCAUACAGCCGCAGCAGCGCGCGGCGCCGGCGCCACGGCAGCGGGCGUGCGUCGAAGCGCGAGCGGGUUCGAAAGGGGGCUGCUGAGGGGAAUCGCGGGCGCGCAGAGUCCCGUCGACCUAACUCCACUCGUAUUCCCCCGCGCCGCCCACGUCUCCCCCGCGCGCGGAGACCCCGCUGACGCCACCCGCGCGCCUGCGGACGCGAGCGCGGCCACGGCGCUGGCGGAGGGAUUCGACGGGGGUGGUGCGGCGUGUGGGAAGGCGGAUGAGGGUUUUGACACGCUGUGGUCUUACGUGGAGGCGAAUCUGCUACAGCGCGUGGCGUCGCAAGCAGCAGCAGCAGCAGCAGCAACCGCUGCUGCCCCGCACUGGGUCGCAUCACAAUCAGCAGCAGCAACAGCAACAGCUGCUGCAUAUAAAGAGGCUGCUGGGCCGCACAGGCUGGCGGCAGAUCAUGAUGAGGGCAAUGCCGUUCAACACAGGCUGGCAGUGAGUCUGCCACGUGGACUGCCAGGAUUGGGCGAUGCGCAGCGAGAGGCGGUGCGGCAACAGCGGGCGGAGGAGGGUGCUGCCCAUGCUGGAACGAGCUGCACUGCUCUGCCCCCUCUCUCGUCCUCCUUCCCUGCUGCUUCCACUUCUGCUGCUGCUGCUGCCGCCUCUGCUCCUGCUGCCUCUGCUCCUGCUGCCUCUGCUCCUGCUGUCUCUGCUCCUGCUGCCUCUGCUGCUGCUGCUGCUGCUGCCGCCGCUGUUGGUGGUGGUGUCACCACGGGCGUGGCGAGCAGAAGAUUCGAGGAGCUUCAAGCGCUUUACCUUCAAGGGCUGCUGAGCGGUCAGGGUCUGGUGGGGAGCGGUGGUGAGGGGUUAGUGGGGAUGGAAAGGCUCUCAACAGAGAAGAAGAUGAGUGCGCUUGCUGGGAAAGGAGUGGGUGAGGUGGAAGGGAGGACGUUGUGUGUGGAUGAGGGGAAACCGGGGUUGAGGGAUGCAGGAGGAAGAGGGGGAGAUGGAGGGAUGGUGGUGCCACGUGUGGCAGUGGAGAUGGAUUUGAUUGGUCAGCUUGGUGAUGGGACAGCUGUCGGCAGGCAAGCGGCAGGCAGUGGUGCUCCUCAGGUGCUUUCAACAGACCUGUGUCUCUGA
Molecule: messenger RNA, 2364 nt
Organism: Closterium sp. Naga37s-1
Lineage: Eukaryota; Viridiplantae; Streptophyta; Zygnematophyceae; Desmidiales; Closteriaceae
Source: the annotation of a GenBank genome assembly